AUGGGAGGCUCUGGGAGCAUCCUCCUUGACAACGUGCACUGCCGGGGAGACGAGCAGCACCUGGAGGAGUGCUCCCACGUCGGCUGGUUUUCCCACAACUGUGGGCACGGAGAAGAUGCCGGCGUGAUCUGUUCAGAUCGCCCACUGGCUGUCAUACCAGGAACAGAGGUCGCAGAAAAACCUAGGUGUGGCAGAGUGAUUACCAACUCAUCUGGAGCAAUUAGGAAUCCCCCCCAGAACGAAAUGCACGACAACAUAACCUGCGUGUGGGAAAUCAAGGCCAACGCAUCAGAUCACAUAGUGCUGGCCUUUCCGUAUCUUAACCUAGACUGCACCAAUGAAUAUUUUGAAAUCCUGGACGGCCCUCCCUCCUCCACAAAGUCCCUGGGGAAGACCUGCUCCAGAUUCUACCUCACCUACGCGUCCUCCUCCAACUCAAUGACCCUCGUGUACUUCCGAAGCUUCAACAACAUAGGGAAGAACUUUGUUGCUUAUUAUCUUUCUGCUUCUAAAGAGGCAAGUUCAUGGACCCCCCAUCUAAUCACAAUCCCAACAGCAACAUCCAAGACAGUGACAGCAAGACCAGGGGACUGGCCAGAGCUGCGGCUGGUGGGCGGCCCAGGUCGGUGCUCAGGACGCGUGGAGGUCCUCCACCAGCAGGCCUGGGGCACCGUGUGUGAUGACCUCUGGGACCUGAAUGAAGCCGAGGUUGUGUGCCGACAGCUGGGGUGCGGACAGGCUGUGUCUGCCCUGGGGAAGGCUCACUUCGGCCCAGGCUCUGGAAACAUCUUCCUGGACAACCUGCAGUGCUCCGGGGUUGAGCGCUACCUGGGCCAGUGUGCCCACUCGGGCUGGUCGGAGCACAACUGUGGCCACCACGAGGAUGCCGGCGUCAUCUGCUCAGGGGACUGGCCAGAGCUGUGGCUGGUGGGCGGCCCAGGUCGGUGCUCAGGACACGUGGAAGUCCUCCACCAGCAGGUCUGGGGCACCGUGUGUGAUGACCUCUGGGACCUGAAAGAAGCCGGGGUCGUGUGCCAACAGCUGGGGUGCGGACAGGCUGUGUCCACCCUGGGGAAGGCCCACUUCAGCCCCGGCUCUGGAAACAUCUUCCUGGACAACCUGCAGUGCUCCGGGGUUGAGCGCUACCUGGGCCAGUGUGCCUACUCGGGCUGGUCGGAGCACAACUGUGGCCACCACGAGGACGCCAGCGUGAUCUGCUCAGGGGACUGGCCAGAGCUGCGGCUGGUGGGCGGCCCAGGUCGGUGCUCAGGACGCGUGGAGGUCCUCCACCAGCAGGCCUGGGGCACCGUGUGUGAUGACCUCUGGGACCUGAAUGAAGCCGAGGUUGUGUGCCGACAGCUGGGGUGCGGACAGGCCGUGUCCGCCCUGGGGAAGGCCCACUUCGGCCCAGGCUCUGGAAACAUCUUCCUGGACAACCUGCAGUGCUCCGGGCUGGAACGCUACCUGGGCCAGUGUGCCCACUCGGGCUGGUCAGAGCACAACUGUGACCACCACGAGGAUGCCGGCGUCAUCUGCUCAGAUGCAGGAGAACUGCCUCCUCCCACACCUCCAGGUCUUUCCACAGCUUCUCGGGAUCAUAUAACAGGAGGAAGUAGUUCCUGCGGGGGCGUCUUGUCGAGUCUCUCUGGCUCCUUUUCCAGUCCGCUGUACCCGGAAAGCUACCCGACACACGUCCAGUGUGUUUGGGAGAUUCACGUGGAUAAAAAAUUCCGUAUACAACUCAUGAUUCCAACUUUGAACCUGGAGGAUAUCCUCGGAUGCCCCUACGACUCCGUCGAAAUCUUCGAUGGCCCCAGGAUUGCCUCGCUGUCCAUGGGGAAGUUCUGUGCCUCAGCAGCGGUGAUAUUUCUCUCCUCCUCAGACAUCAUGACCGUGGUGUUCUGAAGUGAUUCUAUGAUCACCAACACUGGCUUUUAUGCUCUGUUCAACGUCAUUCCCCAGGGCGGAGGAGAGUCGGAGGAUGGACCCCCGCUGUGGCUGGUGGGCGGCUCUGGACAGUGCUCAGGACGCGUGGAGGUCCUCCACCAGGGGGCCUGGGGCACCGUGUGUGAUGACCUCUGGGACCUGAAUGAAGCCCAGGUGGUGUGCCGACAGCUGGGGUGUGGAAGGGCCACUGCAGCUCCUGGAAAGGCUCACUUCGGUCCAGGCUCUGGAAACAUCCUCCUGGAUAACAUUCAGUGUUUGGGAAGCGAGAACCACCUUGGCCAGUGUCCUAGCUCUGGCUGGUCGGACCACAACUGUGGCCACCAUGAAGACGCGGGUGUCAUCUGCUCAGACAGUGUGGUCUCUUGUCUGCCCACAGGAGGAAGUAACUCUUGUGGGGGAGUAAUUUCAGGCCUCUUGGGCUCCUUCUCCAGUCCUUGGUAUCCAGCGAACUACCCCACUGACGUGGAGGGUAUCUGGGUGAUACACAUGGCUAAGAAGUUCCAUAUAGAACUGGUGAUCCCAAGCCUGAAGUAA
This is a messenger RNA of Ailuropoda melanoleuca (giant panda), 2481 nucleotides long. Its product is annotated as putative DMBT1-like protein. The record is from RefSeq and is a predicted model, not a curated record. NCBI's taxonomy places the organism in Eukaryota, Metazoa, Chordata, Mammalia, Carnivora, Ursidae. Gene Ontology annotation, cellular component: membrane. The transcript has 17 exons.